ACUCCACCACUGCUAUUACUACACCCCUUGCCCUCGCACAUCUCCUCGAACUCGUCGUCUCCCUGGGCAUGUCCGGCGCCCUCUAGAUCCGAUCUAAUGGAUCCCCGCGUCCCUGUCCUCCUCGUCCUCGUCCUAUCACUCGCCGCCUUCUCCGCUGCCUCCGAUGAGAUCCACGGAUGCGGUGGCUUCGUCGAAGCGAGCUCGGGUUUGGCCAAGUCGAGGAAGGCAUCGGACUCCAAGCUCGACUACUCCGACAUCACGGUUGAGCUGUGUACUGUGGAUGGAUUGGUGAAGGAAAGCACUCAAUGUGCUCCUAAUGGCUACUAUUUUAUUCCAGUCUAUGACAAGGGUUCAUUUGUUGUCAGAGUUAAGGGGCCCAAGGGUUGGUCAUGGAAGCCUGAAACUGUUCCUGUAGUCAUUGAUCAAAAUGGAUGCAAUGGAAAUGCAGAUAUAAAUUUUCAGUUUACUGGGUUUACAAUAUCUGGUAAAAUAGUGGGAGCUGUUGGUGGUAAGAGCUGUUCGAAAGAUGGAGGGCCUUCCGGUGUGAAAGUUGAGCUGUUAUCAGAUUCAGACGAGUUAGUUGCAUCUGCGCUAACGUCAUCAACAGGAGGAUAUUCGUUUGUGAACAUAAUUCCUGGGCGCUACAAAUUGCGUGCUUCUCAUCCUGAUUAUGACAUUGAGAUGAGAGGUUCAUCAGAGGUGGACUUGCGAUUUGGGAAUGUUGUAGCAGAUGAUGUUUUCUUUGUAUCUGGAUACAAUAUCCAUGGCUCUGUAGUUGCACAGGGAAAUCCAAUCUUGGGAGUUCACCUGUAUUUAUAUUCAAAUGACGUAAAGGAGGUUCGUUGCUCACAAGGUUUGAGUGAUGCACCCAGGGAAGGUGCUCUUUGCCAUGCAGUAUCUGGUGCAGAUGGGAAGUUCACGUUUAGAUCAAUACCCUGUGGUAGCUAUGAGCUGUUGCCAUACUACAAAGGUGAAAGUACUGUUUUUGAUGUCUCCCCUUCUUCAUUGCCUGUUUCUGUUGAGCAUAGUCACAUGACAAUCCCGCAAAAGUUCCAGGUUACUGGGUUUUCUGUUGGUGGGCGUGUUAUUGAUGGCUAUGGUGCUGGUGUGGAAGGUGCCAAUCUUAUAAUUGAUGGUCAGUUGAGAGCUGUAACAGAUAAUCUUGGGUAUUACAGACUUGACCAGGUUACAUCCAAGAAGUAUACUAUAGUUGCCGAGAAGAAUCAUUAUAAGUUCAACGUUCUGGAGAACUUCAUGAUUUUACCAAAUGUGGCAAGCAUUGAUGAUAUCAAAUCAGUUCAGUACGAUGUAUGUGGUGUUGUUCAAACCGUAACUCCAAAUUCUAAAGCAAUGGUUACAUUAACACAUGGGCCUGAAAAUGUAAAGCCGCAGAAGAAAAUGGUGAGCAAGGAUGGAAGAUUUUGCUUUGAGGUUCCCACAGGCGAAUACCGUUUAUCUGCGUUACCUGUAGAUUCUGAAGGUUCUUCCAGUCUUAUGUUUUCACCAGGAUAUAUUGAUGUCAACGUCAAGAGCCCAUUGCUUGACGUAGAGUUCUCUCAGUCACAAGUCAAUGUUCAUGGUAAGGUCCUCUGCAAAGAGCAAUGCAACCAAAAUAUUUUGCUCUCGCUUGUUAGAUUAGCAGCGGGUGUCGAGCAGGAAAAGAAGACAACCAGUUUGGAGCAAGAUAAUGUUAAUUUUGUGUUCACGAAAGUAUUUCCCGGAAAAUAUCGUCUAGAGGUGAAGCAUUCUUCGUCUGAGGCCUCUGAAAACGAUGAUUGGUGCUGGGACCAAAAUACCUUUGAUAUAGAUGUUGGUAAUGAUGAUCUGGUAGACAUUGUAUUUGUGCAAAAGGGCUACUGGAUAGAGCUAGUCUCAACUCAUGACACUGCAGCAUACAUUCAUCAACCAGACUCUUCUAGACUUGACUUUCAACCAGACACUUCAAAAUUUGACUUGUUGAUAAAGAAAGGGCCGCAAAGAAUUUGCAUAGAAACUCCUGGGCAUCAUGAGCUUCAUUUAGUUAAUUCUUGCAUUUCCUUUGGGAGCUUGUCUACUAUGUUUGAUACACAAAAUCCGAUGCCGGUUCAUAUCAGUGCAAAGAAGUAUCUUGUAAGAGGCGAGAUCCAUGUGGACAUAAGCUCCCCUCAGGAAGAAAUUGAUUUAUUAGAAGAUAUUGUUGUUGAUGCCUUUAAGAACGAUGGGAGUUCCAUUAAAAAAUUAUCUGCCAUACCUGUUCUUGGGAAGAGUCAUCAAAAUGGCAUUACUGCUUUUGAGUACUCUACUUGGACUGAGCUUGGGGAUGACUUCAUUUUUGUCCCUCGUGAUUCUAGCACUGGAAGAAAAAAGAUCCUAUUUUAUCCAUCAGAGCAGCAGUUUUCAGUGUCUUCGGACGGAUGCCAAGAUGCGGUUCCUUCAAUCACUGCUAAAACGGGUCUAUACCUUGAAGGAUCAGUGGCACCUGCAACUUCUGAUGUUGAUAUCAAGAUUGUAGCCGCAGGAAAUAGCAAGUAUGCACCGCUGAAGAAAGGUGAUGUAGCAGCAGAGACGAAGACAAAUUCCGAUGGAUCAUUUUUUGCAGGUCCCUUGUACGAUGAUAUAGGAUAUGAAGUUGAAGCUUCAAAGGCUGGUUAUCAUCUCAAGCAAACUGGUCCAUACAGCUUUGCUUGUCAGAGACUUGGACAGAUAUUAGCUCGUGUUUAUGGUGAAAAAGAUACAGAGAUGUUACCGUCGGUAUUAUUAUCCUUGAGUGGUGAAGGAGGCUACAGAAAUAACUCAGUUAGUGGUUCUAGUGGGACUUUCAGCUUCGGCAACUUAUUUCCUGGAAGUUUCUAUCUCCGUCCUCUUCUUAAGGAAUAUAAAUUUACUCCGUCAACAGUUGCUAUUGAUCUCAAUUCUGGGGAGUCUAGAGAGGUUGAAUUCCAUGCAACGCGUGUUGCCUACAGCGCCAUGGGUUCUAUAACACUGCUGACUGGUCAACCAAAGGAAGGUGUUUUCGUUGAAGCUAGAUCUGAAUCCAGAGGUCAUUAUGAGGAAGCCACUACAGAUUCUUUUGGUAGGUUUCGUCUUAGAGGACUUGUCCCUGGCUCAACUUACUCAAUAAGAGUGGUUGCAAAAGAUAAUAUCAGAUCCGCAGCAGUUGAGCGUGCUUCACCAGAAUAUGUGUCUAUUGACGUCGGUCAGGAGGACAUCUCUGGUAUUGAUUUUGUGGUUUUUGAAAGGCCGGAAGCAACAAUUUUGAGUGGUCACGUAGAAGGAGAUGACAUUGAUAUGUUGCAGCCACAUCUUUCUAUUGAAAUCAGAUCGGUUCUUGACCCUUCUAGAAUUGUAUCUGUAGUUCCUGUUCCUCUUUCAUACUACUUUGAAUUACGAAAUUUGCCCAAAGGCAAGCAUCUUGUUCAGCUUCGGUCUGGCCUUCCAUCACAUACCCAUAUAUUUGAAUCAGAGCUGGUUGAAGUUGACCUGGAAAAGCAACCUCAGAUUCAUGUUGGUCCUCUCAAAUAUAAAACUGAAGAGCGCCAUCUGAAACAGGAACUGACUCCGGCCCCAGUUUUUCCUCUCAUUGCUGGAGUUUCUAUCAUUGCACUGGUGAUCAGUAUGCCGAGGUUGAAGGACCUGUACCAAAGCGCUGUUGGAAGGACUUCCCUAAGCUCAGGAAUCACGCCGAGCAGAAAGGAGCCACGGAAGACAAUAUUGAGAAAGAGAGCGUGAAUCAUAUUAGCUUCAGAUUAUAGGAGUUGAAAAAUGAGAACAGACAGAUUGAGCACUUCAGGAGUAGAAAGUAGCUGUUUCUUUUCUUCUCGGGGGGUAAUUUUGCAAAAGGAAAACAAAUCCCACAGUUAAUAUUGUGUACCAUUACACUAGAGAUUUUGGUCCCAUUGUGGGGCAUGUAAUCAUUUGGAAUGGUGUAUGAUGAUAGUGACAUGUACAGAGCCGGAUUAUGCUUUUGAGAGGCUGCCGUUUAGUUUUCAAUUGCAAAAUGGCGGAACUGCAGUAUCA
Messenger RNA from Brachypodium distachyon (stiff brome), 3996 nucleotides. RefSeq names its product nodal modulator 1. Gene Ontology annotation, molecular function: carbohydrate binding. The record is from RefSeq and is a predicted model, not a curated record. NCBI's taxonomy places the organism in Eukaryota, Viridiplantae, Streptophyta, Magnoliopsida, Poales, Poaceae. Bases 97 to 3708 code for a protein of 1203 amino acids. The transcript has 27 exons. Gene Ontology annotation, cellular component: endoplasmic reticulum membrane.